AUGCAUUAAGAAGCUCAGCAGCAGGGUGUGGUGGCUUGAGGGAGGUUAAACUCUCUCAGUUCACCCCUCUGGUUGCUAGGGUUUCUAACACAGGACAGGGUUCCAGACAAGGGCAAGAGAGAUUCACAAGGAGGACUAGAGAGCAAAUUCAAGGACUGUGAAGUUGGCCAAACCUUUCCAGACAGACACAAAGAAUGAUUAUUCUUAAGGCCAUAAUGGUUCUAUUAAAUGUACAACAUACAAAGACCAAGAGUGAACCUUGUGAACUGGAUUUUCAAACCAAACAACAGCCAGGAAGAGACACCUCAAGUCCUGCCUCUGCACGGAACUGAUCCAAAACCACUGGACAGGUGUUAUUUCAUUUGCCUUCAGAAGAUUGCCAUGCCUUCAAGUACAGAUAUGAUGGACAACUCCCACAGCCAGACUGUCCUUUGCUGCUUGAAUGAACAACGCACCAAAGGAGUCUUUUGUGAUGUAACCAUUGUUGUGGAGGACGCCAAGUUUAAAGCCCACAAAAAUGUCUUGGCAGCAGCCAGCAUUUACUUUAAGAACCUCUUUUCAAGCCAGGAGUUGUGGUUGGUUGGCCAUAUCCUGGAGCUGCCUGACUUCAAGGCAGAUGUGUUUGCAGAAAUACUGCAUUUCAUCUAUAGUGCAAAGGUAGCUAUCAAAGGGUAUGAGAGAGUUCAAGAACUUGUUGAUGCUGGGAAAAGACUAGGCAUAUCAUUUUUGGAAAAUCUGAUGCCUAUUCCUCAGCAACACAUUGAACCUGUAAAUGCACUAAGCAGUUGUUCACCUAAUUCUACUCAGUCUGUUUCUUCUGCUUCUUCCCUCUCCUUGCCAACUAGCCUUCCAAAUUUCAAAGCAGAGGACUGCAAUGCUAUGAGUGACAAAGGCAGUGAGGAUUUCCAUUGUGUAAAUGGACCUCGAAUCACAAAUGCGUUUUCAAUUUUUGACAUGCAGGCUGGCAAUGACAUGUAUUUUCCAGUUGAUUUGACAACCAAUGUCAACAAAAAAACAACAGAAUCUGAUAAGCUGUCCAUGGUAUGUGUUGGCCAGGCUGCAAAUGGCACACAGCAGAUACCUGCUCAUACUUUUGCUGAACAUUCCUAUGCUGUAUCUUCUUCUCGAAAAGAUCAGCAAAAUGUUGAUCCUCCUUAUGAUCUUCAAGUAAAGGAACCUGUGGAAGAAAAUGAAAAACCUUUGUGCAAUAUUAAUAGCAAUACUGCUGAUUCUGGAGCUACACAGGAGAUGCAGUUGGAAGACCAAAUUUCCAAAGCCCCGCAAACACUCUACACUGCAAGCUCAACUGGCUUUAAUGUUUUACGAUUUAACUUGAAUGCUUUGCAAACUGCAAAUGAUAGUAGUCCAGUAAAUGUUGUGCCAGCUACUGAUCCAUUAAAUGGACCUGAUGUGGAGACAAAGGAAACUGAAGGUGGAGGCAAUGAUGAAGAAAGAACUUCUGCUAUGGAAAACAUGAGCAAAUUAGUAUCUAAUACUGUUUGGUCUGAAACUGCACCAGCAGUACCAUGCCAAACUCCUUACAAUUGUAAAUAUUGCCCGCGAUCUUUUAGUACUCGAGCAUCAUUGAAUGUCCAUUCCCAAAUCCACACAACACUUUUAGAGAAGCCCUUAUCCUGUAGGCAUUGUGGUAAACCAUUCGUUCAUCUGAAGAGGCUGCAGACUCACGAGCAUCUUUGCAGAGGACCAGGAACGACUUUGUCUGAUCGUGAAUCAACUGAUGAGCAAGUGGAGAAUAUUUGCAGCGACAAUGAAGUUGCAAGUGGUGAGGAAGAUCGAAAUUCAAUUUCUCACGCUUUAGAAAUAGAACCUUCCAACAAGUGCCCAUUGAAAUUGGUGCAGUCAAGGAGAGGCAACAGCUCCCCAGAACCAGAACAUUUUGUGAAAGUUGUUGAGGGACACAUUUUAUAUUUUUGCAGUGUUUGCAAACGUUCCUAUGUAACUCUGUCGAGCUUAAAGAGACAUGCCAAUGUUCAUUCUUGGCGGCGAACAUAUCCCUGUCACUACUGCAAUAAGGUAUUUGCAUUAGCUGAAUAUCGUACUAAACAUGAAAUAUGGCAUACUGGAGAGAGACGCUAUCAGUGCAUCUUUUGUUUAGAGACAUUUAUGACCUACUAUACUUUGAAAACCCAUCAGAAAUCUUUUCAUGGCAUUGACCCAGGUCUUCCCACAAACAAGAAAGCUGCAAGUGGUGGAUAUAGAGCCAAGAUGUAUCCAUUCAAACUUUACAGGCUUCUACCUAUGAAACUACAAAAAAGACCUUACAAAACUUACACUAGAUCUUGCCCAGAAACCUGCAAAGAUAAUAAAGUUGUCGGAGUUCCUUCAACUGAUGAAAAUGCGAGUUCUCUUGACAUCAAUAAUUUUUCCAUCAGUAGUAGCAUGUCAUCUACUUCAGAGCACUUGCAGGAUAAGUUGCUAUCUUCAGAAAUUAUGCCUUCACAGCAGUCUUCCCUUUGUGCACCAGGAUCCUUUCUCACAGAACGAUCUGAAAGUGGUGCAAGGGAAACAUGCCUCUUGGCUGAAUGUGAAGAUGGCAGUCUUUCCGCUGGCUGCUAUCUUAAUGAUCCCUUACUUUCUUGCACUUCAACAGAAAAUGAAACCUAUCAUAACGAUAAAGAUGAUGCUGAUAAUAGGCAACAACCGUUGGCCACUGACAUGAACAGUACAGGUCUUUCCGUUAUUAACUAUGGGCACACAGCUCAGUCUGUUAUAAUGCACAGUAAUAGGGUUUCAUCUGUUAUAAAACAUGGAAAUGCAUUUUCUUCAGUCAUUACGUACAACCAUGGAGUACAGUCUGGCAAUGAUAUUUAUCAUCCACUUUCACAGACCAAUAUGAGCAACGAUUCUUUGGACACAAAUCCAAGGAAAAAUAUUUCUAAAGAUUGUGUUAGAUUUCAGAAAAAAGGUAUCUACAAAGAGGGAAAUGGACAAAUCACAGAACUGGUUGCUACACAAAAAAAUCAUUCAAGUCCUUUAUCUGGAGGAUGUCGAACAGAAACUUAUAUUGCAAAGCCUGCCUUCCCUGGAACCUCCACAGAUAGUCAAGUAGCUCCUCUUUGCCAAAUUACAGUGAAGAUCGGGGAUAAAGCAGUUGUACAAAGACAAAUUACUGGAUCCAAACAGUUCCGUAGAAAAGGUAGAAAACCUAAAUAUAUGAUUCCAAAUGAAGAAAAGAUGGUCCAGGAUAUUAAAUUAGAAGAAAGUGAAGAACAGAUUACCAAGUCACCCAGUUACACAGAUCCUAUUGGAAGUAUUGCAGAUUCUACUGGAGGCAUUGAAACAUGUGAUGAAAUGAGUGAUCAUGACUCAAAUGACAAACUUUGGAGACCAUACUAUUCAUAUAAGCCAAAAAAGAGAUCUAAAGGCUUUAAUAAACUGAGAAAAUCUAGAUGGAAGAAAAAUGGUGGAUGCAAUGUUGAUAGCCCUUCUGUUCCAAUUCCUGCUAUCAGUGAAGAACAGAAUUUUGACAUCCCAAAAGGAAUUGCUUUAAACGAAGAGAUUAAUGAUGUAUCUCAAGAAUCUAAUUGUACACUUGGCAAUAAAACAAAACAUUCUGAAGAAGCGAAAAGACAACUAAAAUGCCAUUCAACAACAAAGCCUUAUUCAUGUACUAUUUGCACAAAAUUAUUUCCAAACUCUUCUACAUUGAAAAUGCAUAUGAGAUGUCAUACUGGUGAACAACCUUUCUCCUGCAAAUCCUGCGGCCGACGGUUUUCCGUCCAAGGAAAUCUCCAUAAACAUGAACGCAUCCAUUUGGGUGUUAAAGAAUUUGUUUGCCUCUACUGCAACAAGGCCUUCACUUUGAGUGAAACUCUUAAAAAGCAUGAAAGGAUCCACACUGGGGAAAAGCGGUACCGCUGUCACUUCUGCCCUCGGCGUUUCCUUUACUUGACGACCAAGAAGAAUCAUGAGCAAAGACAUUUGGAAAGAAAGCGUGCUCAGCAGGUAGGAAAAGAGCAUGUUUGUUUCCAGUGUUUUAAGGUUUGCAAAACAGCAGCUGCACUUGGUAUGCACCAAAAAAAGCACUUAAUAAAGCAUCCUAGUUGUGAGGAUGCAGAAGGAUCGAAGAACUACCAAAGUGAUCUCCACACAAAUAUGACUUGUCCAACUGUAGCCGAAUCUAAGCUUAAAAAUAGGACAGAGGCAGAGAACAAACUGAAAUUAGCAACUACUACAAGUAGUUGUGAACAGAACCAUAGUUCAUGCGACACAGAGCUCAGCCCUGAUUGUGGCCAGCCUCAUCUGCCAACUGUUCAAACUAAUAGUGCAAAAUACCCAUGGCCAAGUGCUCAUGACAUCAGUGCAGAUCCUUUACAGAGAUCACUACCACAGAAUAGUGAGAACAUUUGGCAGAUUCACCAGCAAAAUCUAGACAUUAAUCUGCCUAUUUGCAGAAAUAUUUCUUAUCAGUGUGAGAAUAGCGACAGAGAUGACAGCAGAUUUGUUUUCUACCAACAUUCUUCUAAAAUGUUUUAUACUCAUCAGGGCGAAGGGAUGGUCUACAAAGCCAUGUAAAAAAAACUGCUCAAUCUUGAGGAUUUAGUGCUUUCUUCUGCUAUAGAUUGGAAUAUCAUUGAAACCCAAAAUGUUUAAGUUAAAAGCACAUUUUUGUGUUUAAGAAAUUGUGCUGCAGGAGAUUAUGAAGGUAUUACAGGUCAAACUCUCAAGUGACCUUGGGAAAGAAAUCGUGUUUCCUCUUUUUUUUUUAAGUCAUUUUCUUGAAGGAAAUAAAUACCACUAUUUCUCCUAAAACCAUUAUUUCCCAGUUGUUUCUGAAAAUUUCCCUUGUUUUAAACAUCAUUAUGUUGAAACUUUAAAAAUGUAUCUAAUUUUUUUACGUCUAUGAGGUGUUCACUGAAGCUUCUAAUGCAGAGAAGCAUGCUUGCAGCAUUGGUUUAAGUAGAAGCAAGUUGGGUACUAAAUUAAACUUACUUUCAAAGUUAAAGUGAAUAGUGUUAAUGCAAAGCAUCCGUCCAAGAUAUUAAAAUAGCCAAUUAUAUCACUAGAAAGGUCCAAAAGUCAUGACAACUGGUAGCAGUCUUGUAUGUACAGAUACAUAUAUGUAUAUUUGUGUAUAUAUAUAUGUCUUUUUCAUUAGUAAGAUACAACUAUAGAUAUGUGAUGUAUACUGUGCCCACAAGUACCAUUUUCCCCCCUCUUGCACAGUGACAUUUAACUGUAUUUAGAUCAGAGUUUAAAAAAAACUGUUGUCAGUUUGCUCUUUCUCAUGCUUUAGUUUGUAUUUUUUGCCCAGAAAAUAGUGUUUGAAACAUUUAAGGAGAUUUCCUGAUGUACAUGUCAGCAAUAACUUGAAAUUUAAUUGUAUAAAUGUGUGACUGUUGUUGGAUUAACAUUUCAUGUAACAAAUGUAAAGGAAUUUGUCAAACUAAGGGUUACUUUUUUUUGGGAGGGUUACUUUUAUUGGGAGGGAGGUAUGGAAGGGGAAAGGUUUUUUUGUGUUAAAAGGAUGUGAUCACUGUAGAUGCCAUUGAUGGAAUUAAUUUGAUGUAAUAAAGCAAAUUAAACAAUAUAAUUUU
Molecule: messenger RNA, 5558 nt
Organism: Rhincodon typus (whale shark)
Lineage: Eukaryota; Metazoa; Chordata; Chondrichthyes; Orectolobiformes; Rhincodontidae
Gene: zbtb38
Product: zinc finger and BTB domain containing 38
Exons: 3
Coding region: 229-4536 (1435 amino acids)
Biological process (GO): regulation of immune system process; regulation of cytokine production; negative regulation of transcription by RNA polymerase II
Molecular function (GO): protein binding
Source: RefSeq, a predicted model, not a curated record